Messenger RNA from Propithecus coquereli (Coquerel's sifaka), 8616 nucleotides. It is a transcript of the gene NBEAL2, whose product is annotated as neurobeachin-like 2. The transcript is spliced from 54 exons. Gene Ontology annotation, cellular component: cytosol; membrane. NCBI's taxonomy places the organism in Eukaryota, Metazoa, Chordata, Mammalia, Primates, Indriidae. The record is from RefSeq and is a predicted model, not a curated record. Gene Ontology annotation, biological process: intracellular protein localization. Gene Ontology annotation, molecular function: protein kinase binding. The coding region runs from base 30 to 8264 and encodes 2744 amino acids.
CCUGGGUUCUGCCGCUACCCCUCUUGCCCAUGGAACCUGCUCUGGGGCCUGGGGUCCAGAAGGACCUGGGCUACCUGCAGCAGUGGCUGAAGGCCUUUGUAGGUGCCUUCGAGAAGACCAUCUCACUGUCCUCCCUAGAGCCACGAAGGCCAGAGGAGUCAGGUGCAGAGGUACCGGUGCUGCCACUGGAUGCGCUGCAUGUCCUGGCCGAGCAGCUGGACGGGGCGGACCUGGAGCAAGCCCUGCUGCUGCUCAAGCUCUUCAUCAUUCUCUGCAGGAACCUGGAGAAUGUAGAGGCAGGCUGGGGCCAAGUGCUAGUGCCCCGGGUGCUGGCACUGCUGACUGGGUUGGUGGCUGAGCUGAAAAGACAGCCACCACCACAGGAGGGCCGUGGGACCCAGCUGGAGAAUGUGGCACUACAUUCCCUACUCCUCUGUGAGGGCCUCUUUGACCCCUACCAGACCUGGCGGCGCCAGCACAGUGGGGAAGUCAUCAGCUCCAAGGAGAAGAGCAAAUACAAGUUCGCUCCUGCUGCUUUUCCCUGUGAAUUCAGCACCUUCUUCAGAGAGACCCUGCAGGAUGCAGAUCACUUGCCUCCCAUGCUGCUGUCGCGUCUCAUCCACCUCUUCGGCGCGGUCCUUGCAGGGGGAAAGGAGAACGGGCAGAUGGCUGUGAGCGAUGGCUCUGUGCAGGGCCUGUUGGGUGUGGUGCGGGCCUGGGGCCAUGUGCCAGCCCAGGACCCCCGCCUAGUGCCACUGGCGCUGGAGGCACUAGUGGGUGCAGUACAUGUCCUGCAUGCCAGCCGUGCACCCCCCCGAGGGCCAGAGCUUCGUGCCCUGCUUGAGGGCUACUUCCACGUCCUUAAUGCCGACUGGCCAGCUGGUCCGAGCUCGGGCUCUGAAGAGGCCUUUGUCACCCUGCGGGUCAGCAUGCUAGAUGCCAUCCCCAUGAUGCUGGCAUGUGAGGACCGGCCAGUGCUGCAAGCUACCUUCCUCAGCAACAAUUGCUUUGAACACCUCACUCGCCUCAUUCAGAACAGCAAGCUGUACCUGCAGGCCCGGGCGCCCCCUGAGGGGGACAGUGACCUGGCUACCCGGUUACUGACAGAGCCCGAUGUCCAGAAGGUUCUGGACCAAGACACAGAUGCCAUUGCAGUCCAUGUAGUGAGGGUGCUGACCUGCAUCAUGAGCAGCUCCCCAUCAGCCAAGGAGGUAUUUAAGGAACGCAUCGGCUACCCUCACCUGCAGGAGGUUCUGCAGAGCCACGGUCCUCCCACCCAUCGGCUGUUGCAAGAGCUGCUCAACAUGGCUGUGGAGGGUGACCACAGCACGUGCCCACCCCCACCAAUCCGCAACGAGCAGCCGGUGCUGGUGCUGACGCAGUGGCUACCAGCACUGCCCACAGCCGAGCUGCAGCUCUUCCUAGCACAACAGCUCCGGUGGCUCUGUGACAGCUGCCCUGCCAGCCGUGCCACCUGUGUGCAGGCAGGCCUGGUGGGCUGCCUGUUGGAGACACUCAGCAUGGGGGUAUCCCUGGGGGCGCGCUGCCAGGAGCAGUUGUUGGCACUGCUGCAAGCGCUGGGCCGCGUGUCAUUAAGGCCCUUGGAGCUGCGUCGCUUGCUGCGCCCCCCACCAGGGCUGGACUCUGGGCCAGGCGGAGCCGAGGCUGGGAAGGCACGACACGCAGGUGCUAUCAUCCGAGCUUUAUCAGGCAUGGCCAGGCACCAGGGUCCUGCACGUGCCCUGCGCUACUUUGACCUCACACCCAGCAUGGCGGGUAUCAUGGUGCCCCCUGUGCAGCGAUGGCCAGGACCUGGCUUCACCUUCCAUGCCUGGCUCUGUCUGCACCCCACGGAUGCAGUGCUUGCCCCAGCCCCCACCCGGCCACUCCAGCGAAAGCAGCUAUACAGCUUCUUCACCAGCAGUGGCUCAGGGUUUGAGGCCUUCUUCACGGCGGCUGGGACCCUGGUGGUGGCUGUGUGCACACGGAAGGAGUACUUGACCAUGAGCUUGCCCGAAGCGUCCUUUGCCGACUCUGCCUGGCACUGUGUGGCUAUCGUCCAUGUGCCUGGGCGCCGGCCCUUCAGCCAGAACCUGGUCCAUGUCUACAAAGACGGCCAUCUGGUCAAGACAGCACCCCUUCGCUGCCCCUCCCUCAGUGAGCCUUUCUCCUCCUGCUGUAUCGGCUCUGCUGGGCACCGCACAACCACCACCACCACGGGGCUGCCCACGCCACCAGUCCCCGCUGCCCUGGCUCACACUCACCCCUCCCUCACCCGCUCCCAGUCGGUCCCAGCCUCCACAGGCCUUGGCUGGGGGUCCGGGCUGGCGGCCCCCCUGCAGGAGGGCGGCAUCAGCUCCACCCUUGCAGGCACACAGGACACUCGGUGGGGCAGCCCCACGUCCCUGGAGGGCGAGCUUGGGGCUGUGGCCAUCUUCCAUGAAGCCCUGCAGGCAGCGGCUGUGCGGAUCCUGUGCACCCUGGGGCCCAAUGAGACGGCACCCUUCAAGCCUGAGGGCGAGCUGCAUGAGCUCAGCGGCAAACUGCUUCUCCAUUACUCCCCUCAGGCCUGUAAGAACAACAUCUGCCUGGACCUGUCUCCCAGCCAUGGCCUGGAUGGCCGCCUGACAGGACACAGGGUGGAGACCUGGGACGUGAAGGAUGUAGUGAACUGCGUCGGGGGCAUGGGUGCUCUGCUGCCUCUGCUGGACCGAGUGGCAGCGCAGCCCCAAGAGGCUGAGGCAGGCCCGGCUGAAACACAUGACCUCGUGGGGCCUGAAUUGACCUCUGGCCACAACACCCAGCGCCUACUUCUCCCCCUGGGCAAGUCUUCAGAGGAACGCAUGGAGAGGAAUGCAGUGGCUGCCUUUCUACUGAUGCUGCGGAACUUCCUGCAGGGUCACGUGGUGAACCAGGAGAGCCUGGUGCAGUGCCAGGGGCCCGCCAUUAUCGGGGCCCUCCUACGAAAGGUUCCCAGCUGGGCCAUGGACAUGAACGUGCUCAUGUCUGCCCAGCUGCUGAUGGAGCAGGUGGCAGCUGAGAGCCGCAGGCCCCUCCUGUACCUGCUCUACCAGCAUCUGCUCUUCAACUUUCACCUGUGGACCUUCAGUGACUUUGCUGUGCGCCUCGGCCACAUCCAGUACAUGUCCAGCGUAGUCCGUGAGCACAGACAGAGGCUGUGGAAGAAGUACGGGGUCCAGUUCAUCCUCGAUGCCCUGCGUACCCACUAUAGCCCACAGCGGGAGCACCCCCUGGCUGCUGACGACCUGCACACAAUGCAGACUUCCCUCCUGGGCCUGGCUCGGGAGUUCCUGGUGCGGAGCCUCUCGGCUGAUGACGUGCAGGUCGCACAAGUCAUGCUGAGCUUUCUGGCGGCCACAGGUGAUGACGGCCAGGUGGUGGGUGCGCUGGACCUGCUGCUGGCACUGCUGCAGGGCUCCACGGCACAGGAGUCCUUGGCUGUCUUUCUGCUGGAGUCAGGGAACCUCGAAGUGCUGCUGGCACUGCUGGUGCGGCCAAGGUCGCUGCCUCUGCUGCAUGACCGAGUCUGCAAGAUCCUGCGCAGACUGCAGCAGAAUGAGCGAUUACCUGACUGGGGCCGUCAGCGGCUCCGGCUGCCAGACUACGGUCUUCAGGGUCUCGUUGCCUGCCUGCCUGAGGGGACUGUUUCUCCCCAGCUCUGCCAGGGCCUCUACAAGCUGUUCCUGGGGGCAGACCGCCUGAACCUCUCAGAUCUGCUGGCUGUGGUACAGCUGUCCCUCCAGGCUGACCUCAGUGUUCGCCUGGACAUCUGUCGCCAGCUCUUCCACCUCAUCUACAGACUCCCAGAUGUAGUGCGGCUACUGGCCCAACAAGCUGGCUGGCAAGAUGUCCUGACCCGGCUGUAUGUCCUGGAGGCGGCCAUGACUGGCAGUCCCCCGCCCUUUGCCCCAGAACCACCCACCUCCCCGGAGCCAGCCUUGCCCAAGCCACCCACUGAGUCACCUGCUGAGUCUUCAGAAGUCUUCCUGCCCUCAGGGGUUUCCUGCCCCUCUGAAGCCUUUUACCAUGCUCUCUCCCCGUUCUGCAUGCCCUUUGACUUGGGCCUGGAACGGGCCAGCGUGGGCUCAGGCAACACUGCUGGUGGCGGCAGCAGCAGUGGGACUCUUACUCCAGCCAGCCAGCCUGGCACACCUUCCCCACUGGAUGGCCCGCGGCCCUUCCCUGCUGCCCAUGGCCGCCACAGCUCCAGUCUCUCCAAUGUGCUGGAGGAUGGCAGCCUCCCGGAGCCCACCAUUAGCGGGGACGACACCUCUAACACCAGCAACCCUCAGCAAACCUCUGAGGAGGAGUUGUGCAACCUGCUCACCAACGUGCUAUUCUCAGUGACAUGGUGGGGCGUGGAAGGCACCGAUGAGGCUGCCUGGCGGGAGCGUGGCCAGGUCUUCUCCGUGCUUACCCAGCUGGGGGCCUCAGCCACGCUUGUGCGCCCCCCAGAUUAUAUCAAGCGCAGCCUCCUGGAGAUGAUGCUGGAGUCAGCCCUGACCGACAUCAAGGGGGCCCCCGUCGGAGUCCUGGCCAGCCUCACCCAGCAGGCACUUUGGCUGCUGCGCCUGCUGCAGGACUUCCUGUGUGCUGAGGGCCAUGGUAACCAGGAGCUGUGGAGUGAAAAGCUCUUUGAAGGUGUGUGCAGCCUGCUUGAUCGCCUGGGAGCCUGGCCACACCUGGCCAACAGCACAGCCGAUCUCCGUGAAAUGGCACAGAUUGGCCUGCGUCUAGUACUUGGCUACAUCCUGCUGGAAGACCCACAGCUGCAUGCCCAGGCCUAUGUGAAGCUACACAUGCUGCUGCAGACUGCAGUGCCACCCCGCCGGGAGGAGGCCUGCUAUGUGCUCUCCAAGCUGGAGGCUGCACUGGGGCGGGCGCUGAACACCUCUUCCUCCAAGAAGGCCACCGAGGAUGCAGCACCCCCACCUGCAGCAGCAGCAGCUGCAGAGCGCUGCUCGUGGCUGGUGCCACUAGUGCGCACGCUGCUGGACCGUGCGUAUGGGCCACUGGGGCUGCAGUGGGGACUGCCUUCCCUGCCGCCCACCAAUGGCAGCCCCACCUUCUUUGAGGAUUUCCAGGCUUUUUGUGUCACACCUGAAUGGCGCCACUUCAUCGACAAGCAGGUGCAGCCCACCAUGUCUCAGUUCGAAAUGGACACAUACGCUAAGAGCCACGACCUCAUGUCGGGCUUCUGGAACGCCUGCUAUGACAUGCUCAUGAGCAGUGGGCAGCAGCGCCAGCGGGAGCGUGCUUAUAGUCGUCGGGCCUUCCAGGAAUUGGUGCUGGAACCUGCACAGCGGUGGGCGCGCCAGGAGGGACUGCGCUACUCCGUGGUGCUGAAGCAGCAGGCAGCGCAGCAGUCAACCUCCCUGCUGCACUGGGGGGCGCUGUGGCGCCAGCUCUCCAGCCCCUGCGGGGCCUGGGCGCUGAGAGACCCCCCCACCCCUCACUGGAAACUGUCCAGUGCUGAGACAUACUCACGCAUGCGUCUGAAGCUGGUGCCCAACCAUCAUUUCGACCCUCACCUGGAAGCUAGCGCCCUCCGUGACAAUCUGGGUGAGGUUCCCCUGACACCCACCGAGGAGGCCUCACUGCCUCUGGCAGUGACCAAAGAGGCCAAAGUGAGUACCCCGCCGGAGGAGCUGCAGGAAGACCAGCUGGGCGAGGAUGAGCUGGCUGCAUUGGAGACCGUGAUGGAGGCGGCAGAGCUGGAUGAACAGCACGAGAAGCUGGUGCUGUCGGCUGAGUGCCAGCUGGUGACAGUAGUGGCUGUGGUCCCAGGGCUGCUGGAGAUCACCACACAGCACAUAUACUUCUACGAUGGCAGCCCCGAGCGUGUGGAAACCGAGGAGGGCGUCGGCCAUGACUUCCGGCGCCCACUGGCCCAGCUGCGUGAGGUCCACCUGCGGCGUUUCAACCUGCGCCGUUCAGCACUUGAGCUCUUCUUCAUUGAUCAGGCCAACUACUUCCUCAACUUCCCGUGCAAGGUGGGCGGGACCCCGGCCUCAUCUCCUUGCCAGGCUCCCAAGCUCCAACCCUGCCCCAUCCUACACCACACCCAGGUGCGGAAUCAGGUGUAUUCGUGGCUCCUGCGCCUGCGGCCCCCCACUCAAGGCUACCUAAGCAGCCGAUCCCCCCAGGAGAUGCUGCGUGCCUCAGGCCUUACCCAGAAAUGGGUACAGCGUGAGAUAUCCAACUUCGAGUACUUGAUGCAACUCAACACGAUUGCAGGGAGGACCUACAAUGACCUGUCUCAGUACCCCGUGUUUCCCUGGGUCCUGCAGGACUACGUUUCCCCAACCCUGGACCUCAGCAACCCAGCUGUCUUCCGGGACCUGUCCAAGCCCAUCGGUGUGGUGAACCCCAAGCAUGCUCAUCUCGUGAGGGAGAAGUAUGAGAGCUUUGAGGACCCGGCAGGCACCAUUGACAAGUUCCACUAUGGCACCCACUACUCCAAUGCAGCAGGCGUGAUGCACUACCUCAUCCGCGUGGAGCCCUUCACCUCCCUGCACAUCCAGCUGCAGAGCGGCCGCUUUGACUGCUCUGACCGGCAGUUCCACUCAGUGGCAGCAGCCUGGCAGGCACGCCUGGAGAGCCCUGCCGAUGUGAAGGAGCUCAUCCCAGAGUUCUUCUACUUCCCUGACUUCCUGGAGAACCAGAAUGGCUUCGACCUGGGCUGCCUCCAGCUGACGAAUGAGAAGGUGGGGGACGUGGUGCUGCCCCCAUGGGCCAGCUCUCCUGAGGACUUCAUCCAGCAGCACCGCCAGGCUCUGGAGUCAGAGUAUGUAUCUGCCCACCUGCAUGAGUGGAUCGACCUCAUCUUCGGCUACAAGCAGCGGGGGCCGGCAGCCGAGGAGGCCCUCAAUGUCUUCUAUUACUGCACCUAUGAAGGGGCCGUAGACCUGGACCACGUGACGGAUGAGCGGGAGCGGAAAGCUCUGGAAGGCAUUAUCAGCAAUUUUGGGCAGACUCCCUGUCAGCUGCUAAAGGAGCCACAUCCGACCCGGCUCUCAGCUGAGGAAGCAGCCCAUCGCCUUGCACGUCUGGACACUAACUCACCUAGCAUCUUCCAGCAUCUGGACCAGCUCAAGGCUUUCUUUGCAGAAGUUGUCAGUGACGGUGUGCCCCUGGUGUUAGCCUUGGUCCCCCACCGGCAGCCCCACUCCUUCAUCACCCAGGGCUCCCCAGACCUGUUGGUGACCGUGAGUGCCAGUGGGCUGCUGGGCACCCACAGCUGGUUGCCCUAUGACCGCAACAUAAGCAACUACUUCACCUUCAGCAAAGACCCCACCAUGGGCAGCCCCAAGACGCAGCGACUGCUGAGUGGCCCGUGGGUACCAGGCAGUGGUGUGAGUGGGCAAGCAUUGGCAGUGGCCCCUGACGGAAAGCUGCUGUUCAGUGGUGGCCACUGGGAUGGCAGCCUACGAGUGACUGCACUACCACGUGGCAAGCUCUUGAACCAGCUCAGCCACCACCUUGAUGUAGUGACCUGCCUUGCACUGGAUACCUGUGGCAUCUACCUCAUCUCAGGCUCCCGGGAUACCACAUGCAUGGUGUGGCGGCUCCUGCAGCAGGGUGGUCUGUCAGUAGGACUGGCACCAAAGCCUGUGCAGGUCCUACACGGGCAUGAGGCUGCAGUGAGCUGUGUGGCCAUCAGUACUGAACUCGACAUGGCUGUGUCUGGAUCCGAGAAUGGAACUGUGAUCAUACACACCGUACGCCGUGGCCAGUUUGUGGCAGCGCUGCAGCCUCCACUUGCCACACUGCCUGGACCUGUGUCCCACCUGGCACUGGGAUCUGAAGGCCAGAUUGUGGUACAGAGCUCAACAGGGGAACGUCCUGGGGCCCAGGUCACCUAUUCCUUGCACCUGUACUCAGUCAACGGGAGGUUGCGGGCUUCACUGCCCCUGGCAGAGCAGCCUACAGCCCUGGCAGUGACAGAGGACUUUGUGUUGCUGGGCACCGCACAGUGUGCCCUGCACAUCCUCCACCUGAACAAACUGCUCCCGGCGGCGCCUCCCCUGCACAUGAAGGUGCCCAUUCACAGUGUAGCUGUGACCAAGGAGCGCAGCCACGUGCUCGUGGGCCUGGAGGAUGGCAAGCUUAUUGUGGUGGGCGCAGGGCAGCCCUCCGAGGUGCGCAGCAGCCAGUUCGCGCGGAAGCUGUGGCGAUCCUCGCGGCGCAUCUCCCAGGUGUCCUCGGGCGAGACAGAGUACAACCCUGGAGAGGCGCGAUGACACCCUGGCCCGCCCCGCUGCUCAGGCUCCGCCCCCAGUGGGCCCGGGAGGCCCCGCGCAGGAGUCGCUGAGUCGCGGCACCAGGGGGUGGGCGGGGCCCCACCCCGGGCCAGCUCAGGGAUUGGUGGGCGGUGUCAUUCCCGGAAACCCCGCCCCUCGCCGGCUGAGGGGCUGUCUGAGACCCAGCUCUGGCUUCUGCGGCCGCAGCGCACUUUUUGCACAGUCUGGGGCGGGGUUCCCCGGCUUCCAAGUCCCGGUCCGAGCAGAGCACAAGGGCCGCCUGUGGCCUUAAUUCCUAAAGGCGGCCGGUUCUCCCAUUCUAAGCAAUAAACCUGGUGUAGUUUUGUAGCCG